UUGUCAAUUUGUAAUUUUUGUUGGCUGUGGUUGCACUUGCACGCACAGUACAAAUCCGUACUUCCAAUUUUUUAUGCCCAAUGUUUUAAUUUCUUUUGUUGUAUUAAUUUUCUAACGUUUACAAGACUUAUUUACAUUAUUCCAGUUUAGUGCAGCCUGUUCGUGUCAGUAUUUCUUUAAUCAAAUUGCAUUAAAAUUAAGUGGGUAUAUUUUGACUGAACUUUUCUUUGUGACUUUGAUCUAAACUCGUAACCAGUGAAUAAUAAUUCUUUGUCGUCAUAUUUGAAAACAGUGGAAUGAUAUUGUAUUGUUGACAGAAACUUUAUGGAAACCUUCACCAAGACGGAUAGGUGACAAAAGCUAAAAUGACGGCGGAGAAGAGCAAAGGCCAGAAGACCAAGAUGCCGCCAGCCACGAAGAAGGUGGCUCCGGACGGCGGCUGGGCGUGGAUGGUCUGCCUCGGAGUUAGUUUAGUCAAUUUUUCAACGCGGUCCCUCGAGCCGUCGUUCGGUCUCCUCUUCAAAGACUUGCUGGACGACUUGGGUGUCCACACCACCGGUGCCUCAGUGAUCGCGAGUACGCUCGACUCCGUCGUCAACUUCUCUGGCUUCUUCGUGGGGCCCGUGAUCAAGACCUUCUCAUAUAGGAAGGUCUGUUUCGUGGGCUCCACGAUAUGUGCGCUCGGCUUGCUGUUCACGGCUCCAGCAAACAGCAUGGGGCACAUAUUGGCGACUUAUAGUACUUUAGGAGGUUUUGGAGUGGGCCUCGCUUCGUCGUCAUCGUUCGUGUCGCUAAACCACUACUUCUCCAAGAAGCGUGGGCAGGCCGUCGGCUUGUCCAUGGCUGGGACUGGCUUCGGCCUGAUGGUCAUGCCACAGCUGGUCAAGAUCCUCCUGGGAGAGUACGGGUUCAGAUGGACCGUAGUCAUCCUGGGCGCUUUGGCUUUCCACGCUGUGCUUGGCUCCUGUCUGCUACAACCAGUGAAGAGGCAUCUCAAAGAAGUGCCAGUGGACUGUGAGAUGCAGACAGUAAAGGAAAUGGAGUGCAUCCUCGAAAGCGACGAAGAAGCGGACGACAAGUUUGAAAUUAACCCUCUCGUCACCCACGCGUUGCCAAAAUUGACGCCUCAGCGGUCUCACACUAAUAUGAACCAUCCGUCAGUUAGGACGAUCGGCCUCCCGCGAGCGAAGACCUGUGAUAAACCUCUGCAAGACUUCGACAAGACUUCUAGGCUAAGUUUAGGGUUAACCACUGCGGCGUCGGUGGCCGCGAUGCCUCGCGUGACGUCAAGUGGCAGUAUGAGCGAAGCCGCCCGAAGGAGAAAAGUCUCGGUUAUUUCGAAUAUAUCCAACAUGGACUUCACGGGCAGCUAUUUGCAGCUGUAUCUUGAUACAGCCGAUGACGAAGCGAUACAGAUGAAAACAAUCAAGAAAGCCGAGCCAGAGCAAGAGAAGAAAAAGAAUUUCUUUAAAAGAUUCGUUGCACUAAUGGACUUAGAUCUACUGAAAGACUGGUCGUUUUUGAACCUUUUACUUGGGCUCUCACUUUUUUGGAGUGGUGAGCUGCAGUUUAGGAUGUUGACGCCUUUUUUUAUAAGAAGCCUGGGGUACAAUAUGAACGACACGGCGUUUUGCCUAUCCAUGACCGCGAUCACCGAUAUAUUGGUGCGGUUGAUACUACCCCCCAUAUUUGAUAGGACUACUAUAUCCAAGAAGAUGAUAUUCUUCAUAUCUGCGUUCUUUUUGGCAGCGACAAGAUCAGUAUUAGCAGAGCAAAGCGAGUGGGUGCCACUCAUGAUUUGGCUGUCAAUUUGCGGGUUCUUCCGAGGGAUGUGCCUCAGUAACUUUACGUUGACGAUAUCGGAGUACUGUCCGCUUGAGAAGUUGCCAGCGGCCUUCGGUCUGCAUAUGGUCAGCAAAGGAGUCUUUGUGGUUGCCAUCGGACCUCUUAUUGGUUACGUCCGCGACUACACCGGCAGCUUUGCGAUUUGCAUCCACGUGCAAAACGCGCUCAUAAUGUCGUGCGUCCUUGUCUGGGGAAUCGAAUACGCGCUUGCCUUCACUAGGAGGCGCAAGGUCGUGCAGAUUUAGUGGUGACGUCAGACGUAUGACGUAGACAGUGCGGAUCUAGUGAAAGUGACAUCUAUGGUCGCACGAGUGAUACAGAGCCGUCAGGCAGCUGAUUCUGGUUGCUAUCUUCGAAGAAAUAAUGAAAGUGACAGAUGUCACUUUUCUGUUAACCUGGAAUGUGUGACCAGGCUUAAAAUGAAGCAGAGACGGGAAAAGCCGUGACCGUCUUCAUAAAAGAGUAAAGACACUAAAGACGGCCAAAGAUGUAAAGGUUAAAGGUGUUUCUACAGCUGUGGUGUCAAAAGAUAUUGUGUGAAGUGUAAUAUGGUGCUCGGUUUGUUUCAACUCGGGCUCAAAGUCGGAAAAAUCGUUCGGUGUAUUCCGUAAAUACAGGGUGUAAUUGAAUUAUCGCAAAAUCUAAAACAAAUCUUUUUUUAAAUCACCAUUUUUUGUUCAAAAAAUAUUUGAUCAAUGCUGCAUUAUUUUAUUGAAUCCAAUAAAAAUCAGCACAGUUCUGAACUUUUGCGUUAAUUCAAUUACACGCUGUAUAUCUUGUUCCAUUAUUGAUUUGAAAAGACCAUAAAACAUGGCGACGUCUUUAAAUAGGAAUUUGAAUUGUCAGCAGCUCGGUUAUAGUGUAGUUUGUACGGACCAUUUUGUUACAAUAGUUUAUUUUAUAAAUAGAUGUGUACUUAGAAACAUUUUUGUCGUGUCUGAAGAGUAUGCUAUCCGUUUCUGUGAGAACUACGUAUGUCUUUGUAGAUGGCGCCACCGACUUAAAACAUUUAGUAGAAAUUGACGAUAGUUUCUUAGAACUUUAAAAUGCGCGCGUCUUUACUGACACAAUAAAGUAAAUAAUCCAUUUUGUGUUGCAAUAGUACUUAGUUGUUCAAAGAGGAUAUGUUUUUUACUAAAUAGUUGUUAGACAUUUACUUUUAUUAGGCAGUAAAGGGGCGAUCUCAUAAAUAUUUUCGAAGUGGCGCCAUCUGUACAUCAGUGGUGAUAUUUAGCGUUUGUAAAAGACGGGUUCUUCAAACGUAACUGAUGACGAAAGUCAAUGCCUUUAUGGUAUAUCUAUAUUUUAAUUAUAACAAAUUAAUAGUUAAUUUUCUUCAAACAAGCAGGCGCGAACAGAAAGCAAUAAAAAUUUUAACAGUUUCGCUAGUGAACUCUCAACUUGAGCACUUCUCUGCUUCCUCAAGAGAUGGCGCUGUUUACACAUUAGCUCGCAGUUGGCUAAAUGUACUUGUUUACAUACCUACUAUAAUCUAGCCUGUCUGUAUGUACUUAAAGUGAUAUAAUAAGAUAAACGCCACCUUGUUUGAAGCGAAACUUAGUUUACUCAGUAGAUAAUAAAUGCAACAACUACUUCCAUAACUUCUCUAAUCCAGUGCCAGGAACUAUCAUGACAUUUUAGUGAAUUUACUACGGUUUUUGCAUCUUGUAAGCUUGCCUUUAUUUUAUUUUAGUUAAUUGUGUGGAAAAAAUAGCCAGAUUGUGUAAAUUAGAAAGCAAGUAUGCAAUUUGUAAAAUCCGUAUUUUAUUUUUGACAUGGUAAACUAAACAUGACUAAAAUAUUAAUGAUGACACUUAUUAAGCAUUUUGACUUUUAUAUUUAUUUAAUUAUGUUAUUUAGAUAUUCUAUAUU
Messenger RNA from Ostrinia furnacalis (Asian corn borer), 3717 nucleotides. RefSeq lists its product as uncharacterized. Gene Ontology annotation, biological process: monocarboxylic acid transport; transmembrane transport. The coding region runs from base 366 to 2090 and encodes 574 amino acids. Lineage: Eukaryota; Metazoa; Arthropoda; Insecta; Lepidoptera; Crambidae. The record is from RefSeq and is a predicted model, not a curated record. Gene Ontology annotation, molecular function: monocarboxylic acid transmembrane transporter activity. The transcript is spliced from 8 exons.